UCCUCCGCCCUCCUGGCCCGGCGCCCGUCCCGCCUCCUCGCUCCUGGCUGGCGUCCCACUGGCCGCCUCGCAGCCCGGUGUAUGUGCGGCAACAACAUGUCGGCGCCGCUCCCCGCCAUCGUCCCGGCCGCCAGGAAGGCGACGGCUGCCGUCAUUUUUCUUCAUGGAUUGGGAGAUACCGGGCAUGGAUGGUCAGAAGCGCUUGCAGGUAUCAAGAGCCCCCAUGUGAAAUACAUUUGCCCACAUGCGCCAGUUAUGCCAGUUUCUUUGAACAUGAACAUGGCUAUGCCAUCGUGGUUUGAUAUCAUUGGACUCUCUCCAGAUUCACAGGAAGAUGAAGUUGGGAUCAAGCAGGCAGCGGAGAAUGUUAAAGCACUGAUAGAUCAAGAAGUAAAAAAUGGAAUUCCUUCUAAUCGAAUUAUUCUGGGAGGCUUUUCUCAGGGAGGUGCUUUAUCAUUGUAUACAGCUCUUACAACACACCAAAAAUUAGCAGGUGUUGUAGCCCUCAGCUGUUGGCUUCCUCUGCGGGCUUCUUUUCCUCAGGGUCCUAUCAGUGGUGUCAACAAGGAGAUUGCUGUUCUUCAGUGCCACGGGGACUGUGACCCAUUGGUUCCUUUAAUGUUUGGUUCUCUCACUGUUGAGAAGCUAAAGAGCAUGAUAAAUCCAGCCAACAUAACCUUCAGGACUUAUUCUGGCAUGAUGCAUAGCUCAUGUAUUGAGGAAAUGAUGGAUGUAAAACAGUUCAUAGACAAACAUCUACCUCCCGUAGACUGAAAUGAUAUGUGAGAAGCCUUCUAUAUAAAUACACCAGCAUCAACUGUGGUAGAGUGUUAAUCUUUUCAUAUGCCCAAUAAGAAGCAUUACUUCUAUAUCUGCAGUGUUACUACUGUGUUGCAAAUUUAUACUUAAGAUGAGGGUUGAAUAAUACACGUGUACAAGAAAUGAUCUGAUCAUCUUUUCAGUAUUAAUCAUACACUGUUGGGACUACACGAAUGCGGCAGCUAGGUAACAAUGGCAGAAUGUAACCUAAGCAUACUGUUUUAAGAAGUCUGAUUUUUUUUUUUUUUUUUUCAGAAUUUUAGAGUAUUUGUACAAGCAAUUUAAAUUCUAAUUGUAGGUGAGCAACAUAAAUGCAACCAGUUUAGGUAUACUUGAGACAUGAUUUGUUCUUAAUACUCACUGAAAACACGUUAAAAUGUUUCCUUUAUGUAAAGGAUGCGUGAAGUACACAAUGUGUAACGUAGUGGGCAUAUGAUGGUCGAAUAAAUGCUACCAAGGACAAAGCUUUAAAAAUUAAAUGUGAAUUGUUACUCCAGAUAAGAAAGGUUGUUCUGCUGUAAUGGCUAGAAGUCAGUGGAAGUAUUUCUUAUAUUUAAACCACCUCAAUCUUUAAUUGUUUUCGUAUAGGUAGAUAUUUUUUGGAAAUUCUAAAGGGACUUAUUUCUUGUUAAACUGUCAUUUGUCAUUUAUUGUCUGUCUCUUUAAAAACUACCAUAAACUCAUGUCAAAUGCUGACUUGAAACAGAAUUCUGAGGAAGUGCAUAGGAUUAAUUUGAGUUUCAUUUAAAAAUUCCUGUUUUCAUAUUGAAUAUUCAUCUUGUGCUUUUAGUCUUUGUAGCUUUCAUUUGUGCAGAAAUGUUGAUACAUUUCAUGUGAGCAAUUCCAGCAUAUAGUUUUGAUUUUUCUGUCUGUUUUGGAAUUAUUAACUGAAAAUAAUGCUGUGUACUGUUGAAGUCUUGCCUGUAACACAGACGUUGACUAAUCUGAAUUCUUUAUUAAUAGAAAUAGAAGUGCAUUUGGGAUAUAACUUAAACUUUAAAUUGAUCCCUUCAAAUACUUUUUUUUAAUUGCAUGUUGAGACUUGAGUUUUUUCUGAAAAAGAACAGAGCAUUUUAUUUUCAAAUAUAUCACUCUACAUUUCCCUAGAUCAGUAUAGCGUAGUAAUAUGAAGACCUACUAUAGGAAAAAAGUAAAUCUGCAAGAUAUAGAAUGUCUUUUAUCUCAGAAGCUUAAAAUUGUAGGAUGCACUGGAUUACAGAAUUUGAUGCACACUCGAGAGUUUUUUGCAGUUAAGAGACAUAAUUUACUUCUGGAAACAGCUGUUCUUCUGUAGAGUUCAGAGGUUGUCACACACUAGGAAUGUUUAAAAAAUACACAGCAGUUAUUACUACAUAAUGUGCUGCAUAACAGUGCUCCAUACUAUAAUAUGUUUGCAAACAAAGAAUAUUCCUGUUUGGGAUGCCUCUGUGGUGUCAGCACUGUGCUUUGUACCUGCAUUUUAAGGUACUUUCUCCUCUCCCAGCUUAAUCAUUAAUCAAGCGGUCCUCUCACAGUGUCUAUGAAUUUACAUCUGAGGCAUCUAACAGUACAAGUGCAUAAAUGGAGAAUUAUGCUUUUAUAUCCCUUCUUAAACACAACUGCUGCCAGAAAUCUGACUUGUUCAUUUAGUGUGAGUUUCAGUUUUCAGUGAUUUUUUUUUUCCGUAUGUAUUGCAUUUCAUUUUUUGGAAGCUGUUUUUGUUUUGUAAUCCAGUUUCUCUGGAACUCAAACAUCUCAAUAUGUAAAAUUGAAAAGAAGUUUAUUUCUAAAUGGUAUUGAAAUAUCUUUGGGAAUUCCAUCUGUGUGGUUGAGAAGGCAUGUUUAUUAACUUUGAAGUUUUAAUUAGUCUUUUCUCUCAGUCGCUCUGUUCUAUAGACCUGCCAAUUUGUGUUUCUGUUAAUUUAGUUCACAGAAGAAAGCAUAAUAUUCUUAUUGUAGUUGUGCCAAAGUUUUGUUGAGAAAACAAUAUGUCCUACCUUAGAGUCAUUCCCAAAUUACGUUAGGUAGUUUUGUAGUCCUGCUGACUUGCAAACUUGGUAAGCAAACUAUAUGUUAUUUCUCCUAGCUUUUAGAUUUAUCUUCAUUCCUGUUGUCUAAAUGGUUCCCUGAAUAUUGGCAUGUUUCCAGAGUUCUUGCACAAGCUUCUAAUUUUUUCCUUUAUUAUUUCCUUGUUCUGUUUGUAAAUUGUUUGAUAAUGCUGUUUGGCUCUCUUGUUCAACUUCUAAUUGUGCUCAUUUCACAUAUUUUUUUUCUUCUGUUAGAAUGAGUUUAAAAAGAUAUUUCUGAGAUGUUAAAAUGAAAUCAGUUUUAGCUUUAUUCUGUGUUAGUUUCAUAGCAGUUUCUUCAGUUUGGUGAAUGUGUUCACAACUUGCAGUCAGUUUCUGGUAUUUACACAUUUUAAUUGAAGUCAGUUUCAACUAUCUCUAUGAUGUUUUCAUAUGUUUUUCUAGAAAUGCUUUAUAAGCUGACUUCAUUCAAAUAUUCAGCUAUCAUAACCAGAUUCUUUUUUAUACUGUUGUUUUGCUCCUUGCUUUAUCUGGAAAGGGCUGUGUAACCAAAGUAAAUGUAAGUAAAUGUUACAACUUACUCUGAAUUUCUGUAUUCUAGGAAGAAGUCUCCUCAAGUUUGUUUUGUUUUGUUUUGUUUGUUUUUUUUUUUUUUGAGGGGAGUGUAUGUGUGUGUUGUAGUUGGAGGUUUUUAAAGAGCCCAGAAGCUAGAGGAAAUGUCAAGAAUGUGUCCUUCCAUAUUACAGGGUGUAUAUUCAGCUUCUGUCCUUAACUUCCUGGCUGCUUGGAAGGCUGUGUGUAUAAUCUUGUAGCUGAACUGCUUCCCUACCUGAAGUGAUUUGAUGCUGGGAUUGUUGUCAUAACUGCAUGUAUUUUUAGGCUGAAUGAUGGCUCAGCCUGGUGUGGUGGUUUUCAUAAUACUCUGUUUAAAUGGAGAAGUUGGAUUGUCAGUGUUCUAAAUGUGAAUGUCCUAUCUUUGUAAACUACAAUUUGAAACUGUCCAAUAAUUAAGUUUGGUUUUUGUAAUGUUAGACUUUCCCCAAAAUGGGAUGAUGUCUGUCAAACCUGCAAAAGCAUUGAUAUGAAAUACCUUGCUUGCAGAUUGGUUUGUUUCAAUGGGUAUCUAACUCCCUAAUCCGUUUUAAAUUUCAAAAUGGUACUUAAAUUUGACUGUAGUUUUGUGCAGUCAGAAGUCUGACUUCUUGUUGGAAUAUGUUGCCCACUUCUUAAUAGACGUGUUGAAUUAUGUAUUAUAAGCCAAAUCUUCUAGCCAUUCUUGGGGUGAACCUGUGCUGGGUUCCAUACUGUGGUGAGGGGUGUAUAAUUUGGUCUCUUCUUCCUGUCUUGUAUAAUUACAACACAGUAGACUGGUAAAAAUACUGUACACUGUAACUGGUAUUAGAACUGUUAAUUAAAACAUGUUCUCUCUAAUGGAGUAUACUGCACUUCAUUGAAAUCAUUAGGCUGCAUCUUUUAUGUAGAGGUGCUAUUUCUGUUCAUGGAUAUGACUGAGAACAAACUAUGUUAAUGAAGCCAUAUGUACAAGGCCUGUGUAACUUAAAUUUUGUAAAGAAAUACUGAACGCUUACUCUUUGUGUUAUGAAAUAUGAGCCAUUUAUAUUUAAUAUAGACAUUUAAGAUGUAAUUACUUAGUUUACUCAUAUUAUUUAUUGUAAGAAAUCUUAAUUUUGGAAAUUAUUUCUGUAGUAGGGAAAAUGUGAAAAUUUAUAUCAUUGUGAAAUAAAUUUCAAUCAGCAUUUGGGCAAGUACUGAAGACUCAAUACUUACCUAAAAGAAAUCGAGUUUUCAUGUCCUGUGAAACAGGCACUUUAGAGGCUUCUUGCAAAUAUGUUAUGUGGUAAUGUAUGCAUGAUUCUAUAAUAUGAAGGAAUGAUGAUUUGAAGUUACUGAAAAGGAAAAAAAAAUGUUAUGUCUUGCUGCCUUGUUGAGAGAAUGCUAAGUGUGAUCUCAUUGUUUUUCAUAUUCUGGGUUAAUUUUAUUUUAACUUGCUUUCUUGGUAUUUGCAGUAAUCUUGGAAGGUAGAGGAAAUUAAAAUAUUUUCUAGUAGCCUUACUCUAGGACGCUAAAGAGCCAAAGCCUUCUCACUGUGUAUUGCUACACCUUUAAAGCUCUGAAGGUUCUGCUGUGUCGGACAGCCUUUGAAGUUACAUGAGGUUUGGCAUACAUACCACUUAACAUAUUUGUUUAACAAGCAGUUUUCAUGUCAGGCAUUAUGUACACUCUUUAGGUUAAGUAAUAUUUGAGGCUGAUCAGGGGUAUACGUAGUGUGAGGCACUCGGGAAAAAAUUUGAGAUUAUCUGUAAAGGGGUCCUGAGAGGGAAUGAGGUGUACACGUAGUAAAGGUAGACUUCCUGCCUUAAGCAGUUUAAGGCAACUAAAAGGCUGCUUGUCUCCAUAGAAUGUGGUGUCUAAAAGUCAUUGUGGAGUACACUUAGGAAGUUCCUGAACAUGUGGAAAUACACGAUCGAUGCAGUGCUGUAUGUGAAUAUAUUAUGGCAAAAUAAGAGUCUAAGAAUAGCUAGUAAUAAUAAAGAUGCAAUAUUAUACAGA
Messenger RNA from Falco peregrinus (peregrine falcon), 5396 nucleotides. RefSeq names its product lysophospholipase 1 (gene LYPLA1). Bases 82 to 774 code for a protein of 230 amino acids. The transcript is spliced from 9 exons. NCBI's taxonomy places the organism in Eukaryota, Metazoa, Chordata, Aves, Falconiformes, Falconidae. The record is from RefSeq and is a predicted model, not a curated record. Gene Ontology annotation, molecular function: palmitoyl-(protein) hydrolase activity; carboxylic ester hydrolase activity. Gene Ontology annotation, cellular component: cytoplasm. Gene Ontology annotation, biological process: protein depalmitoylation.